This is a messenger RNA of Elephantulus edwardii (Cape elephant shrew), 1182 nucleotides long. It is a transcript of the gene AZI2, whose product is annotated as 5-azacytidine induced 2. Gene Ontology annotation, biological process: canonical NF-kappaB signal transduction. The transcript is spliced from 7 exons. Gene Ontology annotation, cellular component: cytoplasm. The record is from RefSeq and is a predicted model, not a curated record. NCBI's taxonomy places the organism in Eukaryota, Metazoa, Chordata, Mammalia, Macroscelidea, Macroscelididae. Bases 1 to 1182 code for a protein of 393 amino acids.
AUGGACACGCUGAUGGAAGACGACAUCUGCAUUCUGAACCACGAGAAAGCUCACGGGAGAGACAGAGUGAUUCCCGUCUCCAUAUACUCGGGAGAUGAGUCUGUUGCUUCGCAUUUUGCCCUGGUCACGGCGUACGAAGACAUCAAAAAACGACUGAAGGACUCAGAGAAAGAGAACUCUUUGUUAAAGAAAAGAAUACGAGUUUUGGAAGAAAAGCUUUUAGAAGGUCGACCAGAUGAAGAAGUAGCCUCUGUGGGGCGAGAGCAAGUCAAUAAGGCCUAUCACGCGUACCGAGAGGUCUGCAUUGAUAGGGAUAAUCUGAGGAGCCAAUUGGAAAAGAUGAAUAAAGACAACUCUGAAUCUUUGAAAGUAUUGAAUGAACAGCUACAGUCUAAAGAAGUAGAGCUUCUGCAGCUAAGGACAGAGGUGGAGACUCAGCAGGUGAUGCGGAAUCUGAAUCCACCUUCCUCAAACUGGGAGGUGGAGAAGUUGAGCUGUGACCUGAAGAUCCAUGCUUUGGAGCAAGAGCUGGAACAGAUGAGGAAAGAAUGUCACGACCUCAGGACACAGCUGCAGACAUCCAAGCAAACGAAUCUCUCUGAUGAAGAUAAUCUGAAGAGCAGAGAUCUCCAGGCAUUCAGCAUUUCAAGGGAUAACAUGCUGCAUGCGUACUGGGAGCUGAGGAGGGAAAUGUCAAAUUUACAUCUUGUGACCCAAGUCCAAGCUGAACUACUGAGGAAGCUGAAAUCCCCAGCUGCAGUCAGGAAAGCCUGCGCCCAAGCGGGGCACAUGGACGACCUUGGGAGAGACAGCACCAAACUGCACUUGACGAAUUUUACUGCAACGUACAAAAGACACGCCCCUCUCUCACCAAAUGGCAAAGCUCUGCCUCACACCACAGCUUCUCCCGUACCAGGACAUGCAAAGGCACUGUCGGAGAAAGAAGUCCUCCAGUCAUGGACAGCCAGCGAAAGACCCGUCCCCAGCGAUGGGACACACUUUGCGGAACACAACUCCUGUGGCCGAAAUUCUCUGGAAGAUAACUCGUGGGUGUUCCCGAGCCCUCCUAAGUCAGGCGAGACGGCCUUUGGAGAAACCAGAAGCAGAGCGCUCCCUCUCCCCAACCUGCUGCCACUGCAUUAUUUGGAUCAAUACAAUCAGAACUGCCUUUCCAAGAAUUAG